UUUAAUAUUGUUUAUUUUGUCGAAUAAAAAAGAUGUUUAUCUUAUUAUUAUUGCGAUAAAUAUCACCACCUGACUCACAAUCAGUGACAGAAUUGAUAAGACCGUAAUCCCGAACACCUGUCACGGAUUAAGGGAGAUUCCAGGUUCGAACUCCGGCUAAAGGAGAUAUUUUUCGCAAUAAAUUCUUUAUAGUAAUUUAACCCGUUGAGGUCACAUGGGGUCUAGUGGGACCCCAGGCUAACUUUGCGUCUACGUAUCUUCGAAGAGACGGUUUAGCAUGGAACUUGUGGCGCCAUUUGUUGUUGUUUGAAGGUACUACAAUAAGUUUCAAGGCUUAUCGAAAGUCAGCGUGGCGUCAGUGCGUCUGUAGACAUCGAUUUGUACGGACGGUUUUUUUUUUGGAGAUCCAGCAGACCCCAUGUGACCAUAGUGUGGCAAAAUCGGAAAAAAACGUGUGCUAAGAAAUUAAUUUUUUUUUCGUUAAAAUGUGAUUGACAACAUGCCAUAUAAUCUGCGAUCUCGAACGACUGCUGACUCCAAUUGUCAUUGUUUUGCACUACAAUGCAACAAAAGGAGGCACAGAUUGUUUCGACUGGCUGUGCCAUUCCCAUACGGCAUCAACAAGAGAUUACCAGCCAAAGAGUGCUUAGACAAAAUUUGUAUGCAUCUCGUCACGCCGUACUUGGAACGUCGCUUCGCGGAACCAAUAAUGCUUCGAUCCUAUUUACGUAUAGGCAUCGGUGAGAUUUUAGGCAAGACCCAAGAGCCAACUUCCGCAGAAAGAGUUGAGUUGCCGAGCAAAAAAAGAUGCGGCCUUUGCAAGCGAGGAAGCGACAGAAAGACAAAAUAUCAGUGCCCUUCUUGUCUACGACCCAUGUGCGACGAACAUCGGACGAAUUUCUGCACUGACUGCGCUGGUCAAGAGUAGUUUUUCA
Temnothorax curvispinosus is the source of this 935-nucleotide messenger RNA. RefSeq lists its product as uncharacterized. The record is from RefSeq and is a predicted model, not a curated record. Lineage: Eukaryota; Metazoa; Arthropoda; Insecta; Hymenoptera; Formicidae. Bases 500 to 928 code for a protein of 142 amino acids. The transcript is spliced from 3 exons.